Messenger RNA from Sander lucioperca (pikeperch), 1166 nucleotides. Its product is annotated as angiopoietin-related protein 5-like. The record is from RefSeq and is a predicted model, not a curated record. Gene Ontology annotation, molecular function: receptor tyrosine kinase binding. The coding region runs from base 139 to 930 and encodes 263 amino acids. The transcript is spliced from 8 exons. Gene Ontology annotation, biological process: angiogenesis; Tie signaling pathway. Lineage: Eukaryota; Metazoa; Chordata; Actinopteri; Perciformes; Percidae.
AACAAGUUACUUCAGAGGAAUAGGGGAAAUAAGAUCACUGGGUGUGUUGUACAGACUUUGCUCAUUUUAUUUAGUGGGAAAAGGGGCUGUUGUGGAAUUUGAGCUGGCAUUCAAGGUUCAUCCAACGCAGAGGUCAAAAUGAAGAGUCUGGUUGGGUAUUGUGUGCUUAUUUUGGCAUUUCUUUUGAGCUGCACAGAACAGACUAAGAAACACCCGAACGUACUUUCUUCUCAAGGAACAGACUGCACACAGAUAAAGGCUCUCAUGCCACAAGCAUCCAGUGGUGUUUAUGUAAUCCAGCCUCACGGAGUCAACACCCCAUUUAAGGUGUACUGUGAGAUGCGGCCAGAUGGAGGCUGGACGGUGUUUCAGAGGCGUAGUGGCGGAGCAGUUUCCUUCAAUAGGAAAUGGGCCGCAUAUAAAAAGGGUUUUGGAAGCUUGACACAGGACCACUGGCUCGGUCUGAAGAAGCUUUUCUCUCUGACCAAGAACAAGACCAAGAAGUGGACCAUGAGGGUCAACCUGUGGGACCACGAAGGUGACACCGCUUUCGCCGAGUACAGACACUUCAGAUUGGGCAAUGAAGAAGAAGCUUUUAAACUCCAUGUUGGGAAAUACCAAGGAAAUGCAGGUGAUGCCAUCCGUGGUGCCUAUUCGGGCAUCGACCAGAAUGGCUACGGCUUCAGCACCACCGACCGCGACAAUGACGGCUGCUCCCCGUGCAUCUUUGGUGACAUCGCUGAAAUGGAAUGUACCAAUUCAGACGGUGGCAGUUGGUGGUACAGCCGCUGUGGCUCUGCCAGUCUGAACGGCGACUGGCAUCCUGCAGGUGACCACAUCGGUUGGGCGUCAGGCCUCCACUGGCAUACCUGGAAGAAUCCUGCGCCUUACUCCUUGAAGGCCACCAGAAUGAUGAUCAAGUCUGUGUGAGAGGAGCCACAUUACUAGCUUUUGUUGUAGCACAGCAUUACAUUUUAGCCAUUUCAAAAAUGACUCUUUAAUAUGCAAAUCAAUUUGUUUUUUGUUUUAGAUACUGGUGGUACUAACACUUCCAGGGUGUUUCUGCCUUAGAUUGAUUCUUCUUUAUAGUCUCCUAAUUUCUUUAUGCCAGGAAGACAUGUUAAAUGGUCUAUGAGGUCACCAUUGAGGUGUCCCUUAAAUAACAA